Pichia membranifaciens NRRL Y-2026 is the source of this 1565-nucleotide messenger RNA. RefSeq lists its product as hypothetical. The coding region runs from base 1 to 1377 and encodes 458 amino acids. NCBI's taxonomy places the organism in Eukaryota, Fungi, Ascomycota, Pichiomycetes, Pichiales, Pichiaceae. Gene Ontology annotation, cellular component: nucleus; transcription factor TFIID complex. The transcript has a single exon. Gene Ontology annotation, biological process: transcription initiation at RNA polymerase II promoter; RNA polymerase II preinitiation complex assembly. The record is from RefSeq and is a predicted model, not a curated record. Gene Ontology annotation, molecular function: transcription coactivator activity; protein heterodimerization activity.
AUGUUUUGCGGGCACCACAAACCGUUAGUGAGACCGGAGGGCUUAAAGUUUAUUGCAGGUAUGAAUAAUAAGGCUGUGAAACAUGGAAAUGACACUCUAGUGGAUGGAAAAGAAGUUACAAAAAAGCAAAAGGUGACGAGUGAGCUCGAUAGCGUGCUAAAUACAUCAGAUUUAGACGCAUUCUUGAAGGAUGUAUCAGUGCCCUUAGUUAGCUCUACGGAAGGAACUCCUGAUUUGGAUGAUAUGCUUUUGGGAGGCUUGCCACAACCCAAUCUGAAGGAGGAUGUUGCUGUUGAUCGGGCGACGGUUUUGAAAGAGACCAACGUUGCUAAAUCCAUAAAGGAGAAUAACAUUCCCAGAACUAGUAGCACGGGUGCUACCGUUGAAGGUGGCAAUGUAUAUGCUAUGAAUGCCAAUUUGAGCAAGCCGAAGCCUAAGAAAAAGAAUUAUAAUUUCACAACCGGAAAAAACGAUGGGCCACAAGCGACGGAUGAGUCUGGGGUACCGUUGGACAUUGUCAAAGGACGAGAGUAUUUGCAUGAGAGGUUCGAUACUUUGAGGAAAGUAAACAUGUCAGAGUUGCUACUGCAGAAGAAGCGUGAGGAGGAUGAAGGGAUACAAAUGGACGAGGAAAGCGAAAGCGAAAGUGAAAGCGAAAGCGAUAGUGAUAGUGAGCUUGGCACCGGGAGUGAUAGCGGAGAGGAGAGCGAAGAAGACAAAGAAGAAGCGGAAAAGGUGCCGAAGGACUUUGAAGACCUGCUUGAGCUAUUUGACAUCAACCCAGAUGAAAUGUCGCUUGACCUCACGAUCAACGAAAAGCGGAAGCUCCUCAUCGACAGCAUGGAUGACAAGCAGUUGAACCGAUACGAGUUCUUCCGUCGAACGAAUUUGAACAUUGGAGGAAUCAAGAAACUGAUUAACAGCAUUUGUGGGGUGAGUGUCCCGAACGACUUUGCAAAGCUUCUCGGUGGUGUCGGCAAGGUCUUUGUCGGCGACAUCGUCGAGAUGGCGAAACAGGUGCAGCGGGAGGAAAACGAGGCCCGGGUCGGUCAACAGAUCCGCUACAAACUGGGCCUCCGGGACUUUGAGGACGCUCUUAAGAAGUACCAUGCCGGCACAGUCGACCAGCUGCCUAGAAGACCCCAGAUCCCUCCUUUCUAUGAGACCCUUUUGCAGCUAGACACCGGAGCCAGUCUUGUUAACAUCCGCCGACGCGUCGACACCUACAAUAAUUUCCGUGUCGUGAUUCCGAAAGAGGACGCUCAGCUAACGCCGGAUCACGUGCGCGAGGCGUGGCGCAGGCUGCGACUGAGUGGUGGUGGCAGUGUUGAGCCGUGGCGGCGUGGCGCAGGCGGACGUGGUGGUGGAUUGUUCUAGAAGAGCGUAGAAAGCGGCGGGGAAGCUUGCGGAGGAUGGACUAGACUGGGCAGAUGUCGGAGAUGGUGAUCUCUUCCGAAUGUUCCAGGCGUUCCUGGCUAUCCUCGGUUUUCGAGAGGGUUCCAUCCUUCUCCGUGGGCCAGCUCUUGUGGGGUGAUGGGAGGACAUGUCGAUUGGGCUGAUGCGCA